Diaporthe amygdali is the source of this 1566-nucleotide messenger RNA. RefSeq lists its product as uncharacterized. The transcript is spliced from 2 exons. The record is from RefSeq and is a predicted model, not a curated record. Bases 1 to 1566 code for a protein of 521 amino acids. NCBI's taxonomy places the organism in Eukaryota, Fungi, Ascomycota, Sordariomycetes, Diaporthales, Diaporthaceae.
AUGGGUCUAGGAUCAAAGAUCAAGGAGGCACUUCAUAGUGACCAUCAUGACAAGGCCACGUCCGAUGUGAAGCCGCCGGGAGCGUUUCCUCAAGACGACAUCCCUCAGAAACAUGCCGAUGGUGGAAACUAUAUUGCACCACACGGCAGUCUCGUCGACAAGAACAGGAACACCACUGGCCAAACCGCUGGACUAUCCGGAACCACAGCCUCAGGGACAGCUGGCCCAGACUCGUUGGGUUCAUCUGGCACUCAACGCCAUAAGCUGCACAAGGAGGGGGAGGGUUAUAUACCUUCAGACACGAGCCAGACCACUCACGGUCACAAGACUGCCGACUCUGGUAUUGGUCUUGGUCAGACCUCAGGCAAGGACCGUACCAGCGAAGGCGCCUACUGGGGUGAUCUUUCUUCGGGCGGCCACCCGAGCAAGACCGGCAGCGCCCAGCACAACCCCCUCCAUGGCGACCAAGUUGUAGGGGGUGGCGUGUACAACACUGUUGCCGGCGCUGGCAGCCCAGAUUACGACCGCUCACACGGCAGCGGCAAGCCUCACGCCUCAGGCGGUGCUGUCCACGAUCCGCUCACAUCAAGCACGAAGGGCACAAGCGUUCCAUCCGGAUCCAACGAGUAUGACUACAAGACCAGCCUCGGAGGAUCCGGUGCGCCGACUUCCCGUGACGAUCGCACAGGCCCAGCUCUGGCGAGCGCCGGUGGCAUCGGCGCAGGAUACGGUGCAGACGAGCUGGCCCACCGCGGCCACGGAAAUACGCACAGCCAACAUAGCGAUAUCCGAGGCACUGGCGCUCCCGGUUAUGGCAAUGACCAUUCUGGUGUUGGCGCAUCUGAACGUGGACUGUCUCAAGGAGGCCUGAACCACCAAGGAGGUCUGUCCCAAGGCGGGUUGUCCCAAGGUGGUUUGUCUCAAGGCAGCUCGUCCCGUGGCCUGACGGGAGGCGGUCUCAGCAGCGGGGGCGGAUUGUCUGGCAACGGUCUUUCAGGAUCAAACGUCGGCAGGUCUGCAGGAUAUGGUGAUAAUGACUUCACUCACCAUGAUCAGUCUACCGGCCACGGCCACGGCCAUGCUGGGGCAGGUUUAGCUGGGGCAGGUGUUGGCGCUGCUGCAGGAUAUGGCGCAACUGAACUUGCUCACCGGGGGCAAGGCAACACUGGCCACAGCGGUACAUACGAAUCAACGUCGAGCCAACACGUUCCAGGAGUGCCGCGGAGCAGCAUGCUAGACGUCGAGCCGUCUGCAGGUGUCACCGGCUCGCAUCCCGGUCACACCACCCAAGCAUCUGGAGUUCCACACAACGCCUCGUUGGGUUCCGAGCGAGGCGUCACAGGUUCACCAACACACAACACCUCGUUGGGUUCCGAUCGAGGCGUCUCAGGUUCACCGACGAACGUGAGCUCAGGCUUGGGCCAAUCGUCACCCACCAGCAGCAGCACUCACUACGGCCCAGGCCAUCCUGGAGCCAAGGUGAUGCAUCGGUGCCAGCACUGCGGUAACGACAACGACAUCAGCCAUUAUUUCAAGUCAGACGUUGUCUACCGCCUAGGACAGUAA